This is a messenger RNA of Lasiosphaeria miniovina, 3780 nucleotides long. RefSeq lists its product as uncharacterized. Gene Ontology annotation, molecular function: hexosyltransferase activity; UDP-glycosyltransferase activity. Gene Ontology annotation, biological process: carbohydrate metabolic process. The transcript is spliced from 4 exons. The record is from RefSeq and is a predicted model, not a curated record. NCBI's taxonomy places the organism in Eukaryota, Fungi, Ascomycota, Sordariomycetes, Sordariales, Lasiosphaeriaceae. Bases 1 to 3780 code for a protein of 1259 amino acids.
AUGGGGAAGGGAGGUCCCUCUCAAACAACAACACUAACGCCCAUGGCCGAUCAAGACGAGCCGCCCCCGCCGUACGGCGACCAUUUCGACCAGAUCCAGCUCUCUCAGGCUGGCUUUGAGGCCGGCGCUGCUGUUACGGACGAUGGCCGUGUUAAUAUCAACAUCAACCAAAAGAACCGCCGCCUGUCGGAGCUGCUUGCGCCCGCCCUGCGGAAACAGGUGCUGGACUUGCAGACGGCACCGUCGCUCCCGUCGGGGCCUCUACCGCCUCCGUAUAUACCCGCCAGUCUCGGCGGGGAGCCAGGCCAAGUGCCCCCGCCUCCCCUUAAUGUUGUCAUCCAGAUCGUUGGCUCCCGCGGCGACGUACAGCCGUUCGUGGCACUAGGCCAGGUCCUGCGCGACACAUAUGGCCACCGCGUCCGCCUGGCCACGCACCCGACCUUCCAGAAGUUUGUCGAGGAGAACGGGCUCGAGUUCUUCAGCAUCGGCGGAGACCCGGCCGAGCUCAUGGCCUUCAUGGUCAAGAACCCCGGCCUGAUGCCGGGGAUUGAUGCCUUCAAGGGUGGUGAGAUCAAGAAGCGCCGCGAAGGCAUUGAGCAGAUCCUCAUGGGCUGCUGGCGCUCCUGUAUCGAAGCUGGCAACGGCUUGGGACCCCCGCCGCCACAGCAUCGCUCGAACGAGCCCGUCGACGACCGCUACAUCCUGCCGGGAAACCCGUGCGAUAAGCCCUUUGUGGCAGACGCUAUCAUAGCUAACCCUCCGAGCUUCGCCCAUAUUCACGUCGCUGAGAAGCUGGGUAUUCCUUUGCAUAUGACCUUUACGAUGCCUUGGUCACCUACAAGAUCGUUUCCACACCCCCUCGCUAACAUCGAAUCUACGAAUACGGACACUAUUAUGGCUAACUACCUCUCUUACACCCUCGUAGAUAUGAUGACUUGGCAAGGCCUCGGGGACGUGAUAAAUCGCUUCAGAUCUCGCGUUCUCGGCCUCGACCCCCUGUCGAUGAUCUGGGCGCCGGGACUGCUGAAUCGGUUGCGGGUACCAACGACGUACUGCUGGUCUCCUGCUCUGAUACCGAAGCCGGCGGACUGGGCCUCAGAGAUUACCAUUUCAGGCUUUUACUUUCUCAACCUAGCAUCCUCAUACAUACCAGAGCCAGAUCUCGCCAUGUUUCUCGCGGCAGGGCCGCCUCCUGUCUACAUCGGAUUUGGGUCAAUCGUCGUAGACGACCCCAAUACUCUCACCCGGACCAUAUUUGGCGCCGUUGCUAAGACGGGCGUAAGAGCGUUGGUGUCCAAGGGCUGGGGCGGGCUAGGUACCGAUGCAGUCGGCAUGCCCGAAGGCGUGUUCAUGCUUGGUAACUGUCCUCACGAUUGGCUCUUUCAGCAUGUCUCGGCUGUUGUUCACCACGGUGGUGCUGGAACAAGCGCUGCAGGAAUUAAGAUGGGAAAGCCCACGGUUGUGGUGCCCUUCUUUGGAGACCAGCCGUUUUGGGGCUCCAUGAUAGCAAAGGCCGGUGCUGGUCCAGACCCUAUUCCAUACAAGAAACUGACGGCUGAGAACCUGGCCGCCGCCAUCUCGGAGGCUUUAAAACCAGAGACACAAGCGCUAGCUCGCGAGCUGGGCGCCAAAAUCUGCGAGGAAAAGGGCGCCGACGUAGGUGGCAAGAGCUUCCACGAGUUUCUGGACACAGAUAACUUGAGGUGCACCCUGGCUCCCAGCCGCGCCGCCGCUUGGCGGGUGAGGAGAACGCAGCUCAAGCUAAGCACAUUAGCGGGCGAGGUGCUAGUAAAGAAGGGAUAUCUGAAAUACUCAGACCUAAAGCUGUACCGCUCCAAGGAACACAACACGGAAGACCAACCUUGGGAUCCCAUCUCAGCUGUCACAUCGGCUCUAGUGGGUGACCUCGGUUCGUUAACCAUGGCUGUGACGGAUUUCCCCCGCGAGAUAUUCAAAGGCUCUGACGGGAAAAAGGACAAGGCCAAGGCAGGCGCUCUAGAAGUCGUUACGCCUCUUGGUAAAGCGGGUGAGGGAGUGGCACUAACCGGAGAUGAGCUGUCGGUGACAGCCCCUGGAGCAAAAAAAGGGCAAUCCUCACUUUCCUCAGAAGAUCUGUCUCGUUCAUCGACGGCCGCUAGUCAGACGUCGACAUCAUCUAACAACCCUUUCAGAAACGCGGCUCGAAGUUCGUCCGGUAACCAAAAUAAUCGCCCCGGCCCCCAAUCUACCCCAAGCCCAUCUGCAAAACCUUUCAAUAUGGACAGCGCCAUUGAUGCAGGAAAAGGCGUCGGCCGCAUAGUCGACACGAGCAUGAAGAUGCCAAUGAAUCUAUGCAUGGGCCUGGCUCGUGGCUUUCGCAACGCGCCCCGGUUAUACGGCGAUGAGACGAUCCGCCCGACAGAAAAAGUCACAGACUUUGCGAGCGGGCUCAAGGUUGCUGGCAAAGAAUUCGGGCUCGGCUUCUUCGAUGGCGUGUCUGGGCUUGUGACCCAGCCGCUCAAGGGUGCAGAGAAAGACGGCGCUAGGGGCUUCCUCAAGGGCUUUGGAAAGGGUAUCGGUGGAUUGGUAUUCAAGCCCGCGGCAGCCGUCUGGUCAAUCCCCGCCUACACCAUGCAGGGCGUCCACGCCGAGGUCCGCAGCAUGUUCAUCAAGAGUAAUGCCAACUACAUUAUCACUUCCCGCGUGCUGCAGGGUAAGGACAGCCUCGUGGCCUCCACUGCUGAGGAACAGAGAGACAUAAUCCUUCGGUGGCAGACACACAAGGACGACCUUCAUGGCCUUGAGCAGCUCAAGCAAAAAGAAAACGCAGCCGCCAAGCAGCGGCAGGAAGGUGGCGCAAGCAGCACCAUAAACCCUCCCCGUCUUUCGUCAUUUGAUGGUUGGAAGAAGCUACAAGCCCAUAAAGACUCUUUUAAGAGGUUUCAGGGCGGGACAGAAGCGUCAGUGACGGACCAGCCGUUUGGUCCCACAACGGCCGCGGCAGCCAACGCUACUGGAAAUACCAGCCACACUCCUGAAGAAGACGAAGAGUUUGAGCACGCCAUCCGUGCCUCGGUGCAGCAGACGUCCUGCGGAGACCAGGACGAAGAUGCGCAGAUUGAGGCUGCCAUCCGCGCCAGUGUCAAUGAAAUGCGUCACAUGGCAGAGCAAACGAGCACUCCAGGCGAGGGGAUAUUCCCUUCUGAGAAGGGGGCUCUGCCAGCAUAUGAUCAAGAACUGGCAGUCGAUGGUAUUUCGGACGAGGAAUAUCAGGCCCUAGUGGAAGAAGCGGUGCGCCAGAGCCUCUUGCAGCAACAGCAGCAUGGCCGCCAUACAGAGUCUUUCAGUGAAGGGAACGGAAAGGGGGUAGAAGGACAUGGAGAUGGAGAGGAUAUAGAGUUGCGAAAGGCCAUGGAUGCGUCAAAACUGGCAUCGCCUGCACAAAUCUCUACCCCCUCUAUUAGAGGUAGCCACGAGAACAGCGGCGACGACGAAACCGAGCAAUUGCGCCGUGCCCUAGAAGAGUCAGAAAAGGAGCACGCGCUGCGCGCUCGCCAGCUAGACGAAGAGCGGACCGUGCUCGACUACGUGAAGCGGCAAAGUCUUGCGGAAGAAGAGUACAAGCUGAAGUCGAGAGAUAAGGACCACGGAAAGGGUAAGGGCGUUGACGCUGUCCAGGAAGUGGAGAGCGGAGAAGACGACGAUGAAGAUUUCAAGCGCGCACUCGAGGAGAGUCUACGGGUGAGCGGGAGAUCGGGAGGCACAGCUGGGGAGGAAGAAGGACAGUCGUCAUUUAAGUAG